Messenger RNA from Vanrija pseudolonga, 5340 nucleotides. RefSeq names its product DNA-directed RNA polymerase I subunit rpa1 (gene rpa1). The coding region runs from base 160 to 5340 and encodes 1726 amino acids. The transcript is spliced from 4 exons. The record is from RefSeq and is a predicted model, not a curated record. Gene Ontology annotation, biological process: DNA-templated transcription. NCBI's taxonomy places the organism in Eukaryota, Fungi, Basidiomycota, Tremellomycetes, Trichosporonales, Trichosporonaceae. Gene Ontology annotation, cellular component: RNA polymerase I complex. Gene Ontology annotation, molecular function: DNA binding.
UCCAUCGCGGCGACUCUGUUCAUCGGCAGCGAGAGAGCUCACUCGCACCUCGCCAACAAAGCAGACGACGCAGCGUCGCCCAGUUGCAGCAACACGCGACGCGCCUGUGGCACCCCUUCAACACCAACGAUCAUCUAAAAGAGCAACAGCCCAGCCACGAUGGACAUCGCUCACUCCCUCCACUCCGAGGUCUCGUCCCUCUCCUUCUCCUUCCUCUCGUCAGACGACAUUCGCUCCAUCUCGGUCAAGAAGAUUGACAACCCCGUCCUUCUCGACAACCUCAACCUCCCCACCCGCGGCGGUCUCUAUGACCCCAAGCUCGGCCCGAUGGGCCCUCGCGACAUCUGCGAGACAUGUAACCUGUCGUACUUUGCGUGCCCAGGACACUAUGGCCACAUCGAGCUCCCGACGCCAGUGUACCACCCUCUCUUCAUGAACCAGUGCUACCAGCUCCUCCGCGCAGUCUGCCUGUACUGCCACCACUUCAAGAUGCCGGAAAUCAUGCUGAAGAGGUACAUCGCCCGGUUGCGACUCCUCGAUGCUGGUCUUCUGGAGGAGUCCCACUACGUCGCCAACUUCCGCCCUCAGACUGGAGACCGCGGAGCCGCGGCUGAGGAUGCCGAGGAGGAGGACGCCGACGUCUCGGUCCCCGCAGAGACUGCUGCCGAGUUCAUCUUGCGAAUGGAGCUCUACGUUAAGACGGUCCUUAAGGCCAAGAAGGCGCGCGACAACCGCGACGACUACAAGGACGGUCUUGUGUUCGAGGAGAGGAGGCGUGUUCUGAACGAGUUUGGCAAGAAGAUCUGGUCCAAGUGCUCCCACUGCCAGGCUUACGGCAACACCUUCCGCAAGGAAAAGUCGGCCAAGAUUGUCGAGUACGACCUCACCCCCAAGCAGAAGCUUGCCAACGCCACUCUGAGCCUCAAGAAGCCCUCCAUCAACUUUGCCAACGGCCGCUCCAUUACCAAGAAGUCCAAGUCGUCGAAGGACAUUGACGUCGACGAGGGAAUCGAGGCUAGCAGUGGAUCAAGCGCCAGCGGAAGCGACGCCGAGGACGAGGCUAUGGACGUUGAUGAGUCUGAAAAGGACGACGAGUCGGACGAGGACGAGGCCGACGAGGGCAUUGUCACCGACGGCCGCGCCAGAACCGCCAGCGGCCAGAUCAAGGGCACCCGCGGAAGGAACGAGCGUGUCAUUGCCGCCGCCGAGGUCCGCGACCACCUCCGCCGCCUGUUCCAGCUCGAGUCCGAGGUCUGCUCCCUCCUCUACGGCCGCCACGGCGCCCCCCAGGCUCGCUCGCACGCCACUCCCCCUCCCAUCGCCGACAUGUUCUUCAUGGAGGCCAUGCCUGUGCCCCCUACCCGCUUCCGCCCUGCCUCCAAGAUGGGCGACGACCUGUUCGAGAACAGCCAGAAUUCGCUCCUUACUGCGGUUAUCAACACUGGCGAGCGCAUCAUCGAGCUCAACCAGAACUUAAUCGACUUCUCCAAGAAGGACAAGACCGAGGAGCUGAUGGAGAUGCUCUCCAAGCUCGACGAGAAGCGCACCUUUGAGCUCCUCCUCGAGGCCAUCGUCAAGCUCCAGCACGACGUCAACUCGUUCAUGGACAGCACCAAGAACCCUACCGUUAUGAAGCAGGGCAAGCUCCCUCCCCAGGGUAUCAAGCAGCUCCUCGAGAAGAAGGAGGGUCUUUUCCGCAAGCACAUGAUGGGCAAGCGUGUCAACUACGCCGCCCGUUCCGUCAUCUCGCCCGACAUCAACGUCGAGACCAACGAGAUCGGUAUCCCUCCCGUCUUCGCCAAGAAGCUCACCUACCCCGAGCCGGUCACGCCGAUGAACGUCCACGAGAUGCGCCAGCUCGUCAUCAACGGCCCCAAGGUGCACCCUGGUGCCUCCAUCGUCCAGAACGAGGACGGCACCCAGAUCUCGCUCGACCGCAUGACGCUGCAGCAGCGUACUGCCAUUGCCAACCAGCUCCUGACGCCUCAGAACGACGCGUACGGCGCCAGCAGCUCCUCGGGCGGCCCUCAGGCCCGCAACAAGAAGGUCUACAGGCACAUUCGCGAUGGCGACAUUGUCAUCCUCAACCGUCAGCCCACGCUGCACAAGCCUUCCAUGAUGUGCCACCGUGUCAAGGUUCUCCGUGGCGAGAAGACCAUCCGCAUGCACUACGCGAACUGUAACUCGUACAACGCCGACUUCGACGGUGACGAGAUGAACAUCCACUUCCCUCAGAACGAGGUGGCUCGCGCCGAGGCCAUGAUGAUCGCCAACACCGACAACCAGUACCUUGUGCCCACCUCUGGUGGCCCCCUUCGUGGUCUUAUCCAGGACCACGUCGUUGCUGGUGUCUGGAUGUGCAACAAGUCGUCCUUCUUCACCCGCGAUGAGUACUACCAGCUCAUCUACGGUGCUCUCCGUACCGAGAACGGCUACACUGGCCACAACCGCAUCAUCACUCUCCCUCCCGCCAUCUUCAAGCCCAGGCCCAUGUGGACCGGCAAGCAGAUCAUCUCCACCAUCCUGGCCAACCUCACCCCCACUACCUCGCGUGGCCUGAACCUGUCGUCCAAGAACAAGAUCCAGAACCAGCUUUGGGGCCGUGACGACUCCAAGGACAACGAGCUGUCCGAGGAGCUUGUCCUCUUCGUCGACGGCCACCUCCUCCGUGGUGUUCUCGACAAGUCGCAGUACGGUGCUUCGGCCUACGGUCUCAUCCACUCGGUUCACGAGCUGUACGGCCCGUACAUCGCCAACCGUCUUCUCGGUGUUCUGAGCAGGCUACUUACCAAGUACCUGCAGCACACCGCCUUCACGUGUCGUAUGGACGACCUUAUCCUCACCAAGGAGGGCGAGGCGCACCGCCAGAAGAUCCUCGAUGACGGCUCCAAGGACGGCAUGCAGGCUGCCAUCGAGUACGUCGGUCUCCCUGCCGACUCGAAGCACGAGGACCCCGAGACCCAGGCCAACCUCAAGAUUCGCCUCGAGGAGAUCCUCCGUGACGACCACCUCAUGGCUGGUCUGGACGCCAAGAUGCAGUCCGUGUUCAACAAGACCACGACCAAGAUCAACAACGAGGUCCUGCCCGCCCACCUUGUCCGCCCCUUCCCCUACAACAACAUGCAGACCAUGACCAUCUCCGGUGCCAAGGGCUCCAAGGUCAAUGCGUCGCAGAUCUCGACCCUUCUGGGUCAGCAGGCCCUCGAAGGUCGUCGUGUCCCCGUCAUGGUUUCGGGCAAGACCCUCCCCGCCUUCAAGCCUUUCGAGACUGCUGCCCGCGCCGGUGGUUACGUCGCCAACCGUUUCUUGACAGGUGUCCGCCCCCAGGAGUACUACUUCCACAGUAUGGCUGGUCGUGAGGGUCUUAUCGACACUGCCGUCAAGACUGCUCGUUCGGGUUACCUCCAGCGCUGUCUUAUCAAGCACCUCGAGGGUGUCAAGGUCCACUACGACCACACUGUUCGUGACUCGGACUCGUCGGUCCUCCAGUUCUACUACGGCGAGGAUGCCGUCGACGUCACCAAGUCGACGCACUUGGACAAGUUCGACUUCACUGCCAGAAACUUUGACUCGCUCUCGACCAAGCUCAAGCCCCAGGAGCUGCUGGGCAAGGUUGAGCAGACCGAGGCCAGCGACUACAUGAAGAAGGCUCUCAAGAAGCCCGCCAAGUACGAGCCCGUCAUGAGCAAGUUUACACCUUCGCGUUACAUUGGUGCCAUGUCGGAGGCGUACGCCGCCAAGGUCAACGAGUACAUCAACACCAACCCCCAGGGUCUCAUCAAGCGCAAGAACCACGAGGACAAGGCUGCUCCCUACUCUGCCACCAAGGUCGCCGAGAAGGAGUUUAUGCAGCUCGCCCGUGUGCGCUACAUGCGCAGCUUGGUCGAGCCUGGAGAGGCGGUCGGUCUGCUCGCGUCGCAGGGUGUCGGUGAGCCAUCGACCCAGAUGACUCUCAACACCUUCCACUUGGCUGGUCACGGUGCCGCCAACGUUACCCUCGGUAUCCCCCGUCUUCGUGAAAUCGUCAUGACUGCCGCUCAGAAGCCUGCCACGCCGACCAUGAGCCUGCCUAUUCGUGAGGGUAUCGAGGACACCGACAUUGAGUCGUUUACCAAGGAGGUCACCCGCCUCAACCUCUCCGAGGUUGUUGACAAGGUCACCGUCACUGAGCGCCUCUCUGGCAAGUCGAUCGAGGCCAACAACUCGCGUCUCCGCAAGUACACUGUUCUCCUCGAGUUCUUCGACCAGUCCGAGUACACUGAGGAGUACCGCAUCACCAAGGAGCAGCUCCACGAGUCGCUUGCUACCAGCUUCGCCCUCCGCCUCCGCAAGGAGAUUGUCAACGAGAUGCGCACUGCUGUCAAGGCCAAGGAGCAGGACCUCUCGGUUGGCAAGGGUCUCCGUGUCCGUGCCGACGACGUCGACGAGGGAGCCACCAGCGGACGUCGUGGCCGCGAUGACGAGAUUGACGACGAUGACGGAGACGCGUACCAGCUUAAGCGCCAGGCGCAGGCCAAGCAGCACGAGUACGACGAGGACGACGAGCCCGCCGGUGCCGUCGUCGACCUCGAGGACAUUGUCGAGCGUGAGGAUGAGGACUCGGAGGACGAGGAUGAGGAUGAGAAGACGGACGACGCUACGGCCGCCGCCAAGUCGAACCGCCGCUCCGACGACCUUGCGGACGAGUUCAAGAAGAUUGCCAAGUUUGCGACCAACUUCAGCUUCGACACCCACAACGGCAAGUCGGCCCAGUUUGACCUCGAGUUCCCUGGUCAGGCUCCCAAGCUUCUGCUUGUCGACCUGAUUGAGCGCAGCUGUCGCUCGGCUGUCAUCCACGAGGUGCCCAACAUUGGCCGCUGCAUGAAGGUGUUCGACGACAAGGGAUUCACUGGCAAGCUCAUCACCGAGGGCUCGAACAUCCAGGGCAUGUGGGCGCUUGCCGACGAGCUCAUUGACCUCGACCGUCUCGGCUCGAACGACGUGUACGCCAUCCUCCAGACAUAUGGUGUUGAGGCUGCGCGCCGCACCAUCAUCAACGAGAUGUCGUCCAUCUUCGGCGCGUACGGUAUCGGUGUCGACUACCGCCACUUGACAGUCAUUGCCGACUACAUGACCCACAACGGCGGCUACAAGCCGUUCAACCGUACGGGUAUUGCUGCCAAGUCGUCGCCUCUGCUCAAGGCGUCGUUCGAGACGACGGUGGCGUUCUUGUCAGACGCGACACUGCACGGCGACUAUGACGAUCUCACUAGCCCUGCGGCCAAGAUUGUCAUGGGCAAGCCGAGCGGGUCGGGCACUGGCUCGUUUGACAUUCGCGCACCACGGGUGAUCUCGGCCUAG